Messenger RNA from Zychaea mexicana, 560 nucleotides. RefSeq lists its product as uncharacterized. The transcript has 3 exons. The record is from RefSeq and is a predicted model, not a curated record. The coding region runs from base 255 to 509 and encodes 84 amino acids. Lineage: Eukaryota; Fungi; Mucoromycota; Mucoromycetes; Mucorales; Lichtheimiaceae.
UUUUUUUUUGUUACUUUUUUUUUUUUUGAGUUAGUGCUAUAUGCGAUUGUGGGUGUCAUAUGGCAAGAGUUUUACGGUGGUUCGUAUACAAUGGAUGGGCGAAGGCAAUGGAUAAGAAAAUGUAUGUCCCGGCAGAUGUUGUCAUGGACAAAGGGUCCGCAGUAAUGCCGCGUUCCCUUCUAUAACUUACUAGAGUGGGUCAGGAAUAAUCUGUCACUAGGCAACUCUUUCUUCGUUUGACACUUGCCAUCACCAUGGGAACGCGUGUUGGAUACGAUGAAUUGCGCAACUACAUUGAAAAUAACAAGAACCCCUCAAUGAUCGGUUUUGUCACCAAGAAUGCUGACCAGCUUGCAUAUCUUUCUACAUCGACAUCAAACACAACGCCCCAGGGAUAUUUUAAUCAUUGGAAGAACCAGUUUGUCAUGGCAGUGUGUGAAUUUCGACCUGACCUGAAUAUAAGGUGUUUAUCUUUAGACAUUGGACGGUAUAUAUUUUUUAAAAGCUAAUACUUUGUUAUUGUUAUUAUUAUUUUUUGUUUGCUGUAUCUAUAAAGCCAU